This is a messenger RNA of Dermacentor albipictus, 2293 nucleotides long. RefSeq lists its product as uncharacterized. NCBI's taxonomy places the organism in Eukaryota, Metazoa, Arthropoda, Arachnida, Ixodida, Ixodidae. The record is from RefSeq and is a predicted model, not a curated record.
CCAUCGCGCAGGCAUUUCACGCGACCGUUGCGUGCCCCCGACCGUUGGGUGUCGUUCCUUCGGUGACGUGUGCAGCCGAGCGGACGUAUACGCUCUUCGGGAAGCGCCGAUCUCUCACCUCAAGCCACACCGCCUCUUAAGGUCGCCUGUUCCUCCUUUGACGUGUGAAAUCUUCCAGCGCUUCGAAAGUAGGCCUCCGCCUCUGCACCGAGUGCGGUGUUCCAGAUGAUUUCCAGACGACAGGGUUCCAGACGACACGUCGCGCUGUAAAAAGCACCGCGUGCUGCCGCAGCACUGCACCCCUGCUGAAGAUCCCCUGCCUCUGUUCCUGGACCGUUCUCCGGCUUCGAGCGAAUAAUCCACUCCAGCCAUGACUGAGAUGUCUGAGAUGUCGUCAAUCGGAGGCGACGGGCUCUCCGGGAUUGAGUCGUCGGCCAUGAGCGAAAGUGGGAUGGCCGUCGAAGACGCUGCAGAAGGGGACAUCUUUGGAGGAGGCGGUGGCAGUGGCGGUGGAGGGGGCGGUGGAAGCAGCGGUCCGUCUGCAGGGGAUCGAACUACGGCAACGUCGGAUGUCUCGCCUACUGAUGUCUCAAUGGACGUACCUGAUGUUCCCCCACCUGAUGUUCCCCCACCUGGUGUCCCCCCACGUGGUGUCCCCCCACCUGGUGUCCCCUCACGUGAUGCCCCCCCACCUGGUGUCCCUACGCCAGCAAUCCCUCCACCGGGAGUCCCUCCCCCAGCAAUCCCUCCUCUAGCUGUAAGUCCGCGAGCUGCACCUCCGCGACCUACACCUCUGCCAGCUGUCCCUCCACCAGGAGUACCUCCCCCAGUCAUGCCUCCUCCACCUUUGCCGUCACCUGCUACGCCAAGUCCUACGCCAAAACCUACGCCAAAACCUACGCCAGAACCUACGCCGAAACCUACGGCAAAACCUACGGAAAAACCUACGGCAAAACCUACGCCAACACCUACGCCGAAACCUACGCCAACACCUACGCCGAAACCUACGCCAAAACCUACGCCAAAGCCGACGCCCAAACCAACGACAACAGCUACUACGAGGUCAUUCUCGGUCAACGAGCUGGUCUGCACGGUGGGUGCCUACGCGGUCUACCCCAGCAUGAUCCCGACGGACGGCCUGUGCCAUUAUGUCUACUACAGCGACGUCAUAAUGGCUCGCGACACCCUGCACGGCGACCUGGUCCCUGAAAGCUGGGCGACGUUCCAGAGUGAGAUGGGGACGCGCAGUCGCACCUCUGGUGGCAUCGGCUUCGAUAUCCGGUACUCAACCGCUGCUGGGGUCAGCGCAGGGAUAGAGAAGCAGCUAAGAGAACUUGCGAACAAAAACAUCAAGCACUAUGGUGUGCUGAACCUGUUGCAGAAAGCGGCGAAGAUGAAGAACAUGUACAGCAAAGCAAAAGAACUUCUUAAAAAACUGAAAGGGGUCCAAGGCAACGACGCGACGAGAAAAACGUUAUUAGCUUUCGGAAUAUACAAUUACCGGGAAAAGGACGCGUAUACAAUCCUGCAGGACAUUUUUACUGACGCUAUCAACAACCACGUGGCGGACACGGUCAUCAUAUACAGUUCGGUGGGGUGGAUUGAGACAGAAGGAGUGUGCUACAGCCACCCAACUUCCGUUUUCGACAAGAGUGAUUUCAAGGGAUCGUCGGCUGACAAGGAAGCCGACCGGGCACCUUACAUCAGCAAGAUUGCGCAGUUUAUGCGCAGAACCGUUCGGUACACAUCGGACACCAAGAUGGGUCUUUCGUUCGAGCUCGGCACACUCGUCUACACUUUGAAGAAGCCUUAUUCGGGCAACAUCGUCACGGACGAUAUGGUCAACGCUGAGUGCACCGUACUCGUCGUCACCAGCCUGGACGUUGCGCCUUGCAAGUCGGAUUUGCAGCAGAGGCGAGUUGAGCUAUUCCGUCACGUCAAUGUCGCACAAGUGAAAGGCGAUAAGAAGAAGGCCAUGUUCUUCGAGAGCGAGGACACCCUCAGACUAAAGUGCCUGAAACUGGCCCGGAAUGCCACCUUGCUGCGGGCGGACAUGUCCUUGUUGCUGGUGAACGCCCACCUCGGGGACCCUACCAAGAGCUGCCCCGGUCGGGACGGUCGUGAAAGGGGCGAGAUAUUUUGGCGUAUCGAAGUGGUCAAGGCAACGCUCAAUAUAACGUGACGCCGAGCCGUGAGCAUGCAGCUUGCGAGAAGUUCCGGACUGUGUGGCGCCAGGGGCGGAGUGCUUCAGUGUGCCUUGUCUCAUUUUGUGCGUUAAAGUGAUGCCGCAUUC